Molecule: messenger RNA, 948 nt
Organism: Adineta steineri
Lineage: Eukaryota; Metazoa; Rotifera; Eurotatoria; Adinetida; Adinetidae
Source: the annotation of a GenBank genome assembly
AUGAGCCUUUUGUGGACGUAUCAUCAACAAGGUUCUCAUUUACUUCUCCAAUCUUCUCUUUCAAAUAUUCUCCGAUCGAUAGUAACAACUAGUGUUCAUACUAGAGCUCGACAAUCACCAUAUGUCGGAACAAAAGAUGUUCAAAGAACAGCAGUACCAGAUAGUAAAGUUUCAUGGAAGGUGAAUUGGCCUGAUUAUAAAGCAACGGAAUACACAGCAUCAAAAGUUUUGAAAAAUCCACCAUGGGCUGAUGAUCCAGAUGCAAAAAAAAUUAAAAGUUUUAAUGAAUUCGAUGGAAAAAUUGAUCGACGAAGUUUCAUGGGUGAAUAUGAAAUCGAUGAUAAAACAAAUCGACCAAGAAAUCCUGCAGGUCGUACUGGAUUAUCAGGGCGUGGUUUACUUGGUCAUUGGGGACCAAAUCAUGCUGCCGAUCCAGUUGUCACACGUUGGGCUAAAGAUCAAUCAAAUUUGAAAGAAAAAGUUUUAGAAAUUGUUCUCAUCAAUCGUAAAGAUAAUAAUCAUUUAGCUUUACCUGGUGGUAUGAUUGAUGAAGGUGAAAAUGCAUUCGUAGCAGCUAAACGUGAAUUUCUCGAAGAAGCUAUGAACUCGAACGAUGAUGCUGUUGUUGAACAGAUUGAUAAAUUAUUUGAAAAUGCUGAUUCAAUCUAUAAAGAUUAUGUUGAUGAUCCAAGAAAUACAGAUAAUGCUUGGAUGGAAUCAGAAGCAAUAGAUGCACAUGAUGAAACGGGUGAAUUAACAAAAGAUUUAAGAUUAGAAGCUGGCGAUGAUGCAGCAAAAGUAAAAUGGGUUCAGCUUGAUCGUGUGCAUAAUCUAUAUGCAUCACAUGAAUCUAUGGUUCGAAUAGCUGUUAAAAAACAUGGAGCAUAUGAAUAUUGGCAUGAUAACCAACAUUCAAGUGAAACAACUGAUGAUACUAAUAAUAAAUAA